Messenger RNA from Cyphellophora attinorum, 1023 nucleotides. RefSeq lists its product as uncharacterized. The transcript has a single exon. The record is from RefSeq and is a predicted model, not a curated record. Bases 1 to 1023 code for a protein of 340 amino acids. NCBI's taxonomy places the organism in Eukaryota, Fungi, Ascomycota, Eurotiomycetes, Chaetothyriales, Cyphellophoraceae. Gene Ontology annotation, biological process: carbohydrate metabolic process. Gene Ontology annotation, molecular function: chitinase activity. Gene Ontology annotation, cellular component: extracellular region.
AUGCCUCCCAUCCCUCCACCACCCACAUCAGCAUCCCUCCCAACCUGGCAACCCCGCGUCGUCUGCUACCAACAGACCUACCACCAAGACGACAAAUACAUCUCCCUCCUCCCUCUCAUCACCAACGGGCCACCAGCCAUCACCCAUCUGAUCCUCUCCGCCGUCCACAUCAACUGGGACCCCAACAACCUGACACUGAACGACCACCCACCAACAGACGCUCGCUACACGCAACUAUGGGACGAAGUCGCAGUGUUGCAAGCCUACGGCAUCAAGGUGAUGGCGAUGUUGGGCGGAGCCGCCAGGGGUAGUUUUGCAAGGCUGGACAUCAGCGAAUCCCGCACCGACAUCCCCAUAGCACGCUUCGAGAGCUACUACGCCCCCUUCAGGGACCUCCUCCGCCAACACAACUUGGACGGAGUCGACCUCGACAUCGAAGAGGAAAUGAGUCUACCAGGAGUAGUCCACCUGAUCGACCGCCUCAAAGCGGACUUCGGCAAUGAAUUCCUGAUCACGCUGGCGCCCGUCGCGACGGCGCUCAUGCCCGGUCGAAGACCACACCUGUCCGGCUUCUCCUACCACCUGCUCGAAGCCGCUCGCGGCAGCUCGAUAGCGUGGUACAACACGCAAUUCUACAACGGGUGGGGCGGCAUCGAGGCACCCUGGGCCUACGACGAGAUCGUUGGGCAGCAGGGGCAGAACGGCGGAAGGAGUCUGUUCCCACCGGAGAAGGUGGUUGCGGGGAUGCUUACGAAUCCGAGGCACGGCGGCAGUGGGUACGUGCGGCUGGAGCAGACUGCAGUCGUGUUGAGUUAUCUGACGGAGAAGUAUCCCCGAUUUGGCGGGGUGAUGGGGUGGGAGUACUGGGCGAGUUUGCCGAAUGAGAUUAAUUGUUGGCAGUGGGCUUGGUGUAUGCGGCUGAUGCUGAGUAUGAGGGAGUUGAGAGACGCGGCCAUCGUCGUGAACAUGGGACGGAGUUUGGCUGGGCUGAAUGUUGAUCAGGCGAGGAUUGGGUCCAGGUGA